CGUUGGCCUCGGCCAGUGAGAAGUAAGAGAGCAUUUGAACGAGAAAUUGAGAGAUUUCUUAGCCAGUGUGCCUAAGUUUGGAACUUUAUGUGUUUUUAUCCUUCUGCACAGUAGCUGUGAUAUUUGCAGUUCGCAGCUAAUGUUGAGGUGUUGUUUAGAACUACAGCAUCGAAGCGCGAAAUUUCGGACACUGAUCGACUAAUUUGCUCCUUUGAACGGGGGAUAUAAUCUCUUAGGAUGAGUUAUUACGAAGGAAGAAGUUCGAUUUUAGGUGGCUCACCUGAACCAGGUUUGAGCUCUGUUAUCAAGAGGCUAGAAGACCAGCACUUGAACGGAGAUCCCGGAGCUAAAAGUCCAACUGUUCCCACAAAGAUACGAGACAUCGUUACAAAAUCCAUCUCACCAGUUGAUUCCAAGAUGGCGUCUCCGGGUUUCGGAGAGGAGUCACGAAUGCUUCAGUCCGAAGUGAAUCGCUUGGAAGAUUUACUCGCUGCAACGAGAGCGGAACGAGAUGAAAUUGGAUCGAAAUACAUGGCAGUUAGCGAUAAGUUGGAGCAUUACAUGAAGGGGGGAGGCAGCCCUGGAGGUGGUGGAUAUAGCAGUCUCCCAAUUGGCGACCAAUCAGUAACAGACAGCAACCUUGUCCAGCAAGUAGCUUACCUCAAGAGUAAACUUGAAGAGGAACAUUCUAACUACAAGCGCAAACUUCAAGCCUAUCAAGAUGGACAGCAAAGGCAGGCUCAGUUGAUUCAGAAGUUACAGCAGAAAGUGUUGCAGUAUAAACGCAAAUGUGGUGAGCUUGAGACAAGUGUAAACGAGUCUAAAAGCCAAGAAGAAGACAUAAAGAAAAAGCUUCAGUCUGCAACAGAAACAUUGAAGGAACAAGAAGCUAAAUUGAAAGAGACAGAAGAUGAACAUUCUAGUGAUUUGGAGAACUCAUUGAUUCGGCUAGAAGAGGAGCAGCAGAGGAGUGCCAGCUUGCAACAUGUCAACAACAUGCUUCGGGAACAAUUGGAUCAAGCGACUUCAGCCAAUGAACAGCUAACACUUGACGUUCAAAAGCUUACAGCUGAUUGGAACAAAGCACGUGAAGAGCUUGAGGCUCGGGAUGAAGAGGAACAGGCUUACUUUGCUAAUGAGCAUGUGCGUUUGAUGGACAUGUGGAAGACGAUGAACAACUUUAGGCGACAGUUUAAUGAAAUGAAAUCUGCAACACAAAGGGACCUGUCCAGUGUACGUGCAGAAGUCACCAAGUCUGUACGUGUGGUGCAAGGAGCCUGCAUGGACUUAGACAAAAAUCUGCGAGGAAUGGAUGCCAACACCCAGUCUGCUCUGGAGGAAGAGAGAGUAUGGCGUCAGAAGGCCGAGGAGCAACUGCGCGAGAAAGUUCAGGAGUUUAUUGAGCUUCAAAACAAAUAUGACAAUGAAAGAACUGAUCUUAUGGUCAAGGUGAAAGAUUUGACCAAUGCAAAGGAAAAGCUUGAAGGCCAAAUACAAGAUAAGGAAGAGACCAUUCUAACUUUGAAGAAGAAAAUCAAUGGCUUAGAAAAUGGCUUUGCUAGACAGUCGGAAGAAUGGGAGAACCAAAGUGAGGCUAGCCUCGCUGCCAUGCGAGAGGAAGCUGAAAUGUUACAUAGCACUCUCCGUGAAAUCACGCAUGCUGUAAAACAGGACGCUGACAAUACUUCUAAACUCGUAGGCUCGCCUGGACAAGAUAUAAUUGAAGUUGUUGAUGUAGGUUUAUUAGAGGGGGCUGAAGAUGAUUUCAUGAGCAAGAGACCCAUUUCACCGUCACGUGCUGCACGUCUACGCUCUUCGUCACCCACUCGUUCCAGGUCACCCGCCGUGUCAGAUAACGCGCUGGCUCAAGUUCAUUCGGCAAUUCAGAAGAAGAAUAUUCAAGUCAUGGAAAUGAAAAGCAAAGUGGAAGCAGCCCGUGAUUCUGAAAAGAAAACCAAGAAACAACUUGAUGAUACAGAGAAUGAAAGACGAAGGCUGGAGAAAGCUCUGUUAAGUGCACGAGAUGAACUUGAUUCCACUCGCCAAAAAGUCUCUGAAGCAAGUCAGGACCGUGAACGCUUCAAGUCACAUUCUGAUGUUUUAGCCACAGAGAAGCAAAACUUGGAAAAGAUGCGUCAUUCUAUGAACGAGCAACUAGAGAACAUGGCAGCAGAGAUUGAAAAACUUCAAGCAGCGAAUAGUGAGCUUCAAAGACAAAGGGAUAACUUGGAGGACGACAAGGAAGACUUGGACCGAGAGAGGGAACGACUCGGAAAGGAAGUACAGCGCAUGACACAAGUCAUCGAACAACUUGAAACCAAACAAUCGUCGCUGAAAGAAGAUAUCGUUACCCUCAAGGAACAGUUGUCUCGCGCCAUGUUGGAUAAAGAAGUGAUGGAACAAGAGAAGUCCCACGUCGCAGAGACGCUUUCCAAGUCUGAACUUCAAAGAGCUGAGCUGGAGUUGGAGAUCAACAAGAUGAAGUCAGAGGAGAUAGCUCUGCGCGACGCGCUCGUCAAACUACAGUCACUGAAUGAAGGACUCGGACAGGACAAGAUUGAACUGAACAAGAUUAUUAAACAAAUGGAAUCUGAGAAGUCUUCCCUGAGCCAAGACAAGAGAGAUUUGGAACAAGAGAAAAACAGUAUCAGGCAGGAACUGAUCCGUGUUGAACAAGAGAAGGUUGACCUAGACACAGAGAAGUCAUCGCUGGACCAUAACCUCAGCAUCCAUGAAGCCAGCCGAGAAAAACUGGAAUCUGAAUUGAUUCUUGCCAACCGCGAGAAAGCUGAACUUGGUGAAGCUUUAAGCCAGAUUACCAGGGAACGAGACUCCAUAUACGAAGAGUUGAUGACGACUCGACGCGAUGUGGAAAGACAAAGCUCCAAUGUGGUACGUUUGGCGAAAGAGAAGGAGGAGCUGACCCGAGAGAAAUCCAGUCUGGUUGUGCAGGUCAACUCGUCCGAGCGGGAGAAUCGCGGUCUGGCCGAGAAUAUUGCAAGUUUGAAGAGCGAGAAAGAAUCACUGGAAACAGCUUUGUACGACCUUCAACAAACAGCUACCAAACUGGAAGCGCGUAAAGAAGCUUUGGAGGCAGAGAAUCAAGAGUUGCUGUUAUCAAAAGAAGCUCUGACGGUCGAUCUACAGCGCGUGCGUAAAGAAAAGGAGAUCGAAGAGGCGAAAUUGUUGAAAGAUAAGGAGUUGGUGGAGCAGAGACUGGGUCAGACUCAGCGUGAUGGAGAGGUGGCGCUGAAGAGGAUGGAACAGAAGCACGAGGAGGAGGUGGAGAAACUCAAGCGAGAAAAGGAAAGUACUUUGAUUCAAGCCAAUCAGGAGAAGGAGGAAGCGAUCUCACAGCUCAAGGGUGAGAAGGAAGAGCUUGGACAAAGACUCGAACGGGAGAAGGCGAUACUCGUGAAUGAGGUGGCCAUAGUCCAAAAGGAACGCGACGAUCAACUGCUUAUGGCUGAGAAUGAAAAACAGGAAGCGUUGCACGCAGCACAUAAUGAGAAAGGAACCAUGUUGGAAAGACUCAACAAAACACAGAACGACUUAGAAAAUGCGAACGUGGAAAUUGACAGAGUCAAGCGUGAGGCGUUCAGUCGUGCAGAGCAGGACAAGGGCACCCUAGCACAGACACAGAAUGAGUUGAGGAAUACAAGAAGCAAACUUGAAGACGUCAACAAUCGCUAUCAAGCAGAAACUGCGGAACUGAAGAAUCAAAUCAAAGACUUGGCCCGAGUCAAGGAGAACACCAUGCGAGAAGUUAGCGAACUUAAACUUCAACUCAAGAUGGUCGAAGAGGCUCGAGACGGCGUCCGUCGGGAACUCAUCGACGCUCAUCGGAAAAUCCGAGAGGGCGAGGAGGCUCGUGAAGUUGCUCGAAAGGAGAAUACAGACUUAAAGAGACAGCUUAAGGAUGAAGAGCGCGAAAAACAAGCAGUGCAAGAAACAGCUAACGAACUGAGAGGAAAGGUAAAGAAAUGCGAAGCGGAAAAGACGAAUCUGAGGAGGACUCUCGACGAAGCGGGACAAAAGAUUGCGUCUCUUGAGGAAACAAAAGCUGCUCUGCAGAAAGAAGCUGGAGAACUGAGGGCAAGUUUGAGAGAAGUGGAGAAGGCACGGCUCGAGGCCAGACGGGAAUUACAACAACUUCACAACCAGGUCAAGAUGCUGGACGGUGAAUGUCUCAAGAGCAAGAAAGAAAUCUCUGAUCUCAAAGAUCAACUCGCCAAGGACGAGCAUUUGAUAGACGAGCUGCGACAAGAUAACUUCAACAUGAAACAGAAACUUGUCGAAUCUGACGGCCAGAAGGAAGGUGCCAAACGGGAAAUCCAAAACUUGACCCGGAAAAUCACCGAGAUGGAGGAAGACAACCGCGUCAGAGAAAAAGACUACAGCGCUGCGGUGGACGAGGCUCGUCGUGCCGAACAGAAGGCAAAUGACAAGGUCAAGAAUCUGGAAAAUGUGUUGGAAAAUGCCAGCCAAGACAAGGGUGACCUGAAACUGAAGCUGUCCGGAUCAGAAGGACGUAUCACUGGUCUGGAGGCGCAACUGGCGCGCAUGGAGUCAUCAAAGAACGAUCUGGAGUUCAAACUAGCCAGUCUGCAUUCAACUCUGAGAAGAACCCUUGGAAUUAAACCGCCUGGGGAAAUGAGUGGAAGGACUCCCUCUCCGACUCGCGCCCGAAGCCCGAGUCCCCGUCGUAAGAUGUUCGGUAGAAGUCGUUCGCGUUCACCGGAGAAAGCUUUGGAGGAGACCGUAGAUUCUGGUACAAUGUCUCCAGGAAAGAAAUUGUCUCCCGGUAAAUCAAUGGAACUAUCUGGCGAAAUUGAUCCCGAGACUGUCCGAUCUGCCUUGCGAGACUUUGCCCAGAGCAUGAAAGAAGCUGAACGAGAGAGAGACGAAUCCAUGACAAAGGCCAAUAACUUACAAAGGGCUCUUGCUGAGAUGGAAGAGGAGAAGGCGCACACUGACCAGCGGCUACAGGCGCUGCAGAAGUCACUGGGAGAAGCAGAAGAGGGUCGCCGUGGUGCAGAUGGUCGUCUGAGUAGCGCCCAGACUGCGCUCAUGCUUCAAGAAGAAACAAUUAGGCGCCUGGAACGAGAGCGCAAAGGGCUGAACGAAAAAAUAUCAGUACUUGACUCCAGUCUCGCGCAGGCCGAAGGAGAGCGCCGACAGUUACGAGACAAGGUUGCUCAGCUUCAGCAAAGUGAAUCCAAGAGCGAUCAGGAGAAGGAAGCUAUGCGUGCGCAGAUCGAGAACGCCGAAUCGAGGCUGACUAAAGUUGAACUAAGGAAGAGAUCCCUGGAAGGUGACAUUGAAAGACUUAGGAUGCAGUCGACUGAAGGUGAAGCUGAGAAGCAAGCCCUCCGAGAGCGUAUCGAUCAGUUGUUGAGGUCGCAGCAAGAACUCGAGUCACGUGCCACUUCACUUCAACUCACUGUGGACAGGCUCACUCUUGCCUUGGCAAAGACAGAAGAGGAAGAACAGGCCUUCAAGGAAAAGGUGACCGAGCUGUCACUUAGUCUGAAUGACAGCAACGCCACUUCCCAGUCCCUUCAAGAGAGGCUGCAGCAGAUGCAGCGCGCUCUUACCAACAGUGAGCAUGACCGCAAAAUCAUGGCAGAGAGACUGGAGGCUCUGAAGGCAGCUCAGCAGGACGCCAAGAACCGAAACAAUGUACAGCAAGACCGUAUGCAACAGAUGAAGAACGAGCAAGCCGAUGCUGAGGUUCGACGCAUGGAGUUGGAGGGUCAAAUCAGACAAUUGCAACAAAUGUUACAACAACAGAAAGAAGCCGAAGAAGAACUUGUGGCGAGAAUUGGUAAACUACAGGAAGAGAAGCGUGAACUACAAGAUCGCUUGGCGAACUUCCAACGAGGGUUGGCCGGUGCUGAGCAAGAGAAGAGAGAACUGGAGCGAGCGCAUGUCCGUUUUGAGAAGGACAAGAAAGCUCUGAGGAACACUCUUGAUAAGAUCGAACGUGAGAAACUUGAAGCAGAAGAAGUAAGCACAAGAUUGCGCGACGAGCGUGACAAGUUGGACCGGUCAAGCAGCUCAUACGAACAGGAUAACCAAGAAAUGCAGAGGACGAUUCAAGCUCUGCAACAACAGAUAGCUGAUACCGAGCACGCGCAUGCGCAAAAGCUGGUUGAGUUAACAAGUAGACAUCGGCAGGAGGUAGAGUUAGAAAGCGAGAGGGCCAAACAAUCUCAAGGCCAGUUGGAGAAGACCCAGAUGGCCAGAGAGCGUGCGCACAAACAACGUGUCAAGGGACUGGAGGAACAAGUUUCUACUUUGAAAGACCAGCUGGCUAAGGAAUUACAAAAGAAGCAGUCCUAUAUCACGCGCACUGCUCAGAAAUCCGAUGAAAUCCGCGACCUUCGAGGAAAACUUGAAGAUUCGCUACACACUGUGGCACGUGACACUGUAUACGAGCCCUCGAUCCUCGAGCGCGAGUCACAAAAGCUCGAAGACUCCGUGGAUGCGAGCUUUUCCUCUUCGCCCAUACGCCGAACCAAGUCGGCCUCGCCUCCGGUACGAUUCCCGAGCGACAAGCCCACAACUAGCACUCCGGCAUAUUCGUCGCCAUCCCGCCGAACAACUCCGAUUGCAUCAUCGCUGUCUCGCCGAACAACUCCAGGGUUAAGCCCUUUGCGCAAGACUAGAAAGUCCACAACAUGAACAUUUUAUUUGUAAUUUCUUUCGCUUGUGUAUCGUUUUAUUGGGUUUUAGGGUUCUUAAUUUUUUUUUUUUUUAAGCGUUUUACCUGAAGCUUACACUGCUUUUAUCAUUGUUUUUUUCAUCUUUUCCGUCUUUUAUUUAUAUUUGUUUUAAAAGAUUUGCAUAUUGACGCAAAAUGCGUUGGUUAGACUUUUAUUCCCUUAACAUUUUAUCCUUUUGACUGUGUCUUUUAAACUAGAUGAUGAUUCGCAUAGUAAACAAUUUUAAAUUGGCACUAAGUAGGUGAAUAUCUAAUAUGUUUUCGUGCAUUUUCAUGCUGCGUAUGGUCUUUGAUUCCAAUGAACCCCUAUCCCUUCCACGUCCUGCAAUUUUUUCUCACGAUAUCAUUACAUCAUCGAGCGAUAGGUCACGCGAUUAAGAAAAAAUAUGAAAUAGAAGAUCCUAGCUGACUCAACAUCAAAUUAUCGUAGCUAAUAUUAUAAGGAAUGAGUGGCACGCGGAGUGUGUGAUCGUGCGUUGCGUGACAAGACUAACUAUAGUGUAGCAGGAAGAAAAUUGAUUUUAAUGAAAUACAAUUAUAACUGUUUUUCAACUAUUUUCCUUUUCAAAAUAGUUUUUUUUUUUUCGGUUUUGAACGUGCUUAUUUAUUUUUUACCUUGCUUACACAAGGCUUAGCACGUGUAACUUAUUUGAUGUAAGUAUCCCGAGUGAUUAUCCCGAGUGAUUAUCAACAGUGAUGUGACAAUAAUAAAAAAAAUGUGAUUAAAAUUUU
Messenger RNA from Stylophora pistillata, 7459 nucleotides. RefSeq lists its product as uncharacterized. The record is from RefSeq and is a predicted model, not a curated record. NCBI's taxonomy places the organism in Eukaryota, Metazoa, Cnidaria, Anthozoa, Scleractinia, Pocilloporidae.